This is a messenger RNA of Topomyia yanbarensis, 650 nucleotides long. RefSeq lists its product as uncharacterized. The transcript has 2 exons. Bases 27 to 632 code for a protein of 201 amino acids. The record is from RefSeq and is a predicted model, not a curated record. NCBI's taxonomy places the organism in Eukaryota, Metazoa, Arthropoda, Insecta, Diptera, Culicidae.
CGGAUUCGUUAGUGCAAAAACUCGGAAUGCUGCCUGCAACCAUGGAGCGCGAAAAACUGACACAGGAAAAGCUAACAACCUUUUGUGAGCUGUUACGCUCCAAUUACAGACAAAUAAAGCAUCUAAUCGGUACGGAACGGACGAAUGUUGACAAAACGUUAACGAAAGCAGUCCGCUACGACCUGCUGGACGGUAGCGGUAUUAGCACGCGUAGUGCUAUCUACACGUCGGAACAAAUCGAACAGAUCCUGAUCGAGUGUUUGAACGAAAUCAACGAUCGACUGGUUGCGACCGGCAGACUGGUCUCAACACUGGUCGAAGACCAUCAAAAACUGCUUCAGGCCUAUCGGAAUCUGGAGGAAGCUAGUCGCAAAUUAGACUGGUCCCGCACUGAAAGUGAACUGAUUUCUGGGACGAGUAGACAAAAGAGCCUGGAGUACCAUCUACGAGAGGGAUACCGAAUCGUUCAUCAGUUGAAUGGGUUGGUUAUAAGAAUUAAGUUUACGUUCAAUGCCGUGGAGGUGCGAGAGGCGGCGAGCAUUGAGCGGUUUCGUGAUUGUCUUAAAAUAUCGGAGGAUUUGGAUCAGUACCUGCAGGAUUUUCUUACCUAUACGGUUUUUAUGGGGAAAUAAAAUGUUAUGUUCAAAAUA